AUGUCUGACAAACCCGAUAUGGCUGAGAUUGGGAAAUUGAUGUCAAGAUUGAAGAAAACAGAAAUGCAAGAGAACGUCUUCUGCCUUCACAAAGAAACGAUUGAACAGGAGAAGCAAGGAGAGAACGGACAAUGA
This is a messenger RNA of Molossus molossus (Pallas's mastiff bat), 135 nucleotides long. Its product is annotated as thymosin beta-4-like. The coding region runs from base 1 to 135 and encodes 44 amino acids. NCBI's taxonomy places the organism in Eukaryota, Metazoa, Chordata, Mammalia, Chiroptera, Molossidae. The record is from RefSeq and is a predicted model, not a curated record. Gene Ontology annotation, molecular function: actin monomer binding. Gene Ontology annotation, biological process: actin filament organization. The transcript has 2 exons.